Molecule: messenger RNA, 321 nt
Organism: Striga asiatica
Lineage: Eukaryota; Viridiplantae; Streptophyta; Magnoliopsida; Lamiales; Orobanchaceae
Source: the annotation of a GenBank genome assembly
AUGUUUUUGUUGGCCCAAGAAGAAGAGCCAUUUGCUCCAAUGAGCAAGAAGGAUCAAUCCUACAGCGAAACCCCCACGGGGUUUUUAACUGCCGUGCCUUACGAAAUUCAACUUACAUUUAAUCAAGCAUCUGGUGCGCAUCCUGGUACGGCGCCGCCGCCUGACUGUGGUGUUGAUGUUGUUGAUGAUGAUGAUGAUGGAAGCCCGUCCUCCCACCCGCCGGAAAGUAGCUUCCGCUCGACAUCGGCACGGGGAAGCCCACCCCCGGCGGCGGCGGCCUGGCGGCGGCGACCCUCUCGAGUGACUGCACCUGAUUCUUAA